AGAUACUAUCAAAGCUCUUCGUCAACACGUGGCAGGCAUCAUGGAGUCAGACGGCACGCUGGGAGGCGGCUCAAACUACGAGCAGUCUCUCGAACUCAGCAACCUACCCGACAAUACCACCUGGUCCCUCAAACACAAGGUCGAAGCCGUUCGACAGAGAGAUGAACGCUCAGGAUUCCCCGCCCGCGAGCUGGGCGUGACAUGGAAGAACCUCACGGUCCAGGCCGUCGGCGCCGAUGCGUCACUUCACGAAAACGUCAUCUCCCAAUUCAACAUCCCCAAGCUCGUCAAGGAGUCUCGUAGCAAGCCUCCUCUGAAGACCAUCCUGGAUAACACCCAUGGCUGCGUCAAGCCCGGCGAGAUGCUCCUGGUCCUCGGCCGUCCGGGGUCAGGAUGCACAACGUUGCUCAACAUGUUGGCGAACCACCGCCGAGGAUACACCUCAGUCUCUGGCGAUGUCCACUACGGCUCUAUGCCCGCCGAGGAAGCGCAGCGAUAUAGGGGUCAAAUCGUCAUGAACACCGAGGAGGAACUCUUCUUCCCUACCCUGACCGUUGGCCAGACUAUGGACUUUGCAACUCGCCUCAAGAUCCCUUUCAAACUUCCCGAGGGUGUUGCCUCCAACGAGGAGCUGCGCGAGGAGAACCGAGAUUUCUUGCUGGAGUCUAUGGGAAUCCAGCACACCUUCGACACCAAGGUCGGAAACGAAUUCGUCCGUGGUGUGUCCGGAGGAGAGCGGAAGCGUGUGUCCAUCAUCGAGACUUUGGCAACGAGAGGAUCAGUCUUUUGCUGGGAUAACAGCACCCGCGGUUUGGACGCCAGCACGGCCCUCGAAUAUACCAAGGCGGUCCGUGCCAUGACCGACGUCCUCGGUCUCGCAUCCAUCGUCACCCUUUACCAAGCAGGCAACGGUAUCUACAACCUCUUCGACAAGGUUCUUGUUCUCGACAACGGCAAGGAGAUGUACUACGGACCAAUGGAGGAGGCCAGACCCUUUAUGGAACAGCUCGGAUUCAUCUGCUCCGACGGCGCCAACGUCGCUGACUUUCUCACCGGUGUCACCGUUCCCACAGAAAGAGCGAUUCAAUCAGGAAAGGAAAAGACGUUCCCUCGCACACCCGAAGCUCUGAGAACCGAGUAUGAAAAGUCAGACAUCUACCCCCGGAUGAUGGCAGAAUACGACUUCCCGACCCUGGAGGAGACCAAGGAGAGGACGAGAUUGUUCCAACAGGGCGUCGCCAUGGAGAAGCACAAGCAGCUCCCCGCCAACAGCGCUCUCACGACGAGUUUCUAUAUCCAGGUCAGGGCCUGCGUCACCAGACAGUACCAGAUUCUCUGGGGUGAUAAGGCAACCUUCAUCAUCACGCAAGUGUCCACCUUGAUUCAAGCUCUCAUCGCCGGUUCCCUCUUCUACCAAGCUCCCAACACGUCUGGUGGUCUCUUCCUCAAGGGCGGUGCCCUCUUCUUCGCUCUCCUCUUCAACAGUCUGCUGUCCAUGUCCGAGGUCACCAGCUCCUUCACCGGCCGUCCCGUGUUGAUCAAGCACAAGUCAUUUGCCUACUACCACCCUGCCGCUUUCUGCAUUGCGCAGAUCGCUUCUGAUAUCCCGGUUAUCCUGUUCCAAAUCUCGGUCUUCUCUAUAGUACUGUACUUCAUGGUCGGAUUGAAGACGACGGCUGCGGCGUUCUUCACCUUCUGGAUUGUCGUUGUGGCAACUACCAUGUGUAUGACUGCGAUGUUCCGCUCCAUCGGCGCCGGCUUCCAGACUUUCGACGGUGCGUCAAAGGCCUCUGGUUUCAUGGUUACCGCUUUGAUCAUGUACUGUGGUUACAUGAUUCAGAAGUCUCAGAUGCACCCGUGGUUUGUCUGGAUCUUCUGGAUCAACCCUCUGGCAUACGCUUUCGAUUCUCUCAUGUCAACCGAGUUAUACGGACAACUGAUUCCCUGCGUUGGACCCAAUCUGGUGCCGAGCGGCCCAGGAUACACCGACUCUGCCCACCAGUCGUGUGCCGGUGUCGCCGGCGCCAUCCAGGGAUCAACCAGCGUCACCGGGGAACAGUACCUCUCCGCCCUGUCCUACAGCCACAGCCACGUGUGGAGAAACUUUGGCAUCGUCUGGGCCUGGUGGGUUCUCUUCGUCGUCCUCACCAUCAUCUCCACCUCGAGAUGGCGCUCGACCGCCGAGGGCGGAGCAUCCCUGCUCAUCCCCCGCGAGAACGCCCACGUCACCAAAGCCAUCCGCGACGACGAGGAAGCCCAAUCGUCCGAGGAGACCGCUGCCAGGAACGGCAAGAGCGACGAGAAGCAGGACAGCAGCAGUAACGAUGACAACCUCGUUCGCAACACCUCCAUCUUCACCUGGAAGAACCUCACCUACACCGUCAAGACCCCAUCUGGAGACCGCGUCCUGCUUGAUAACGUUCAGGGAUGGGUCAAGCCCGGUAUGCUCGGUGCCUUGAUGGGCUCCUCUGGUGCCGGAAAAACGACGCUUCUUGAUGUUCUGGCCCAGCGCAAGACCGACGGUACCAUUCAUGGAUCCGUCAUGGUCGACGGUCGGGAACUUCCCAUGUCCUUCCAGCGAUCCGCCGGAUACUGCGAACAGCUCGACGUUCACGAGGCGUACGCCACUGUCCGUGAGGCCUUGGAAUUCUCUGCCCUGCUCAGACAAAGCCGUGACAUCCCGCGCGCUGAGAAGCUCGCCUACGUCGACACCAUCAUCAACCUCUUGGAACUCCACGACCUCGCUGACACCCUCAUCGGAACCACCGGCAACGGACUCUCCGUCGAACAGCGAAAGCGCGUCACCAUUGGCGUGGAACUCGUAUCCAAGCCCAGCAUCCUCAUUUUCCUCGACGAGCCCACCUCAGGAUUGGACGGCCAGUCCGCCUUUAAUACUGUCCGCUUCCUCCGCAAGCUCGCCGACGUAGGCCAAGCCGUUCUCGUCACCAUCCACCAGCCGUCCGCCCAGCUCUUCUCCCAGUUCGACACCCUCCUCCUGCUCGCAAAGGGCGGCAAGACGGUCUACUUCGGCGAUAUCGGCGACAACGCAAAGACCAUCCGCGACUACUUUGGCCGCUACGGCGCCCACUGCCCCGAGGAAGCCAACCCGGCCGAGCAUAUGAUUGACGUCGUCUCGGGUCACCUCUCCAAGGGCAAGGACUGGAACGAAGUCUGGCUGGCCUCGCCCGAGCACGAAAACGUCACAAAGGAACUCGACCACAUGAUCCAGGACGCCGCCGCCAACCCCCCCGGAACCGUUGACGACGGCCACGAGUUCGCCCUCUCCAUCUGGGACCAGAUCAAGAUCGUCACCCACCGCAUGAACGUCUCCCUCUACCGCAACGUCGACUACGUCAACAACAAGUUCGCGCUGCACAUCUUCUCCGCCCUCUUCAACGGCUUCUCCUUCUGGAUGAUUGGCGAUUCGGUCGGCGAUAUCCAGAUGCGCCUCUUCACAAUCUUCAACUUCAUCUUCGUCGCCCCCGGCGUGCUCGCCCAGGUCCAGCCCCUCUUCAUCGACCGCCGCGACAUAUUCGAGACCCGCGAGAAGAAGUCUAAAAUGUACUCCUGGGUCGCCUUCGUCACCGGCUCCAUCGUCUCCGAGGUGCCCUACCUCAUCAUCUGCGCCGUCCUCUACUUCGUCUGCUGGUAUUACACCGUCGGCUUCCCCGGCGACUCCUCCCGCGCCGGAUCAACCUUCUUCGUCAUGCUCAUGUACGAGUUCGUCUACACCGGCAUCGGCCAGUUCAUCGCCGCCUACGCCCCCAACGCCGUCUUCGCCUCCCUUGUCAACCCUCUCAUCAUCGGUAUCCUCGUCUCCUUCUGCGGUGUCCUCGUCCCGUACUCCCAGCUCCAAAACUUCUGGAAGUACUGGAUGUACUGGAUCAACCCGUUCAACUACCUCAUGGGCAGCAUGCUCGUCUUCGACGUCUGGGGCACAAAGGUCGAGUGCAAGAGCAAAGAGUUUGCCCUCUUUGACCCGGUCAACGGCACGACGUGCGCGGAGUACCUGGCGGAUUACAUCCAAGGCAAGGGCUCCAGCAGCAACCUCAUCAACCCUGAGGCCACGUCCGGCUGCAGGGUCUGCCAGUACACCGACGGCAGCGAUUACCUAAGGACGAUCAACCUGAUGGAUUACUACUACGGCUGGCGCGAUGCGGCCAUUGUGGUCAUCUUCGCCCUCAGCUCGUAUGCCCUGGUGUACCUUCUCAUGAAGCUCCGAACCAAGACCUCUAAGAAGGCAGAGUAA
Messenger RNA from Colletotrichum phormii, 4249 nucleotides. RefSeq names its product ABC-2 type transporter-domain-containing protein. Gene Ontology annotation, cellular component: membrane. Gene Ontology annotation, biological process: transmembrane transport. The record is from RefSeq and is a predicted model, not a curated record. The coding region runs from base 41 to 4249 and encodes 1402 amino acids. Gene Ontology annotation, molecular function: ATP binding; ATP hydrolysis activity; ABC-type transporter activity. The transcript is spliced from 3 exons. Lineage: Eukaryota; Fungi; Ascomycota; Sordariomycetes; Glomerellales; Glomerellaceae.